AUGCCCGGUCAAUUUGUUGACGUCGUGGCUGUUGCAUCUCCAACGACACUUGCUUUAAACUCAAAAGACUGUGAUGAACCUCGUGCGUUGCCACUGCGUGGCGUCCGGUCGCAAUCGCUUUCGAAACUAUCGCGUCGAGCGUCGACGGCUAGUGUGCUUACAGUAGAGAAUAAACAAUGCGACACGUUUAGUGAGAAGGAGGAGAUUGAACUCCAACAACAGCAGCGUAUACGACAUGCUCGUCGUGCCCUUAGCUCAGGGACUGGUAGUUCUCUUAGUCUAUUACAGGAGGAACUUGGAUAUCCACGACGUACUCGAGUGACUCCAGAUGGACACAGGUAUCGACGCGGGUCUUUAUUUGAAACGUCUGUGGAGACAGUAACCAGUAGCCAUGAUAGUGGCAGGGAAAUACACAGCAGGAGCAGUAGCAGUUCAGGUAGUGUGGCAAGCACGAACGAUAUGCUUCGAACACAGUCGGUGCCUGAACCAGAAACGGAGAAUCAUCUUCAUCAUGGACGUACUUGGACAUUUAAUUCGGCUACGUACUCGCCACGAAGUGACGAUGGAGAUACAUAUGGAGAUGUACCGGAUGAGGACGAAAACUUUAUGAACUACCGUAGUGCUUCCGUCACAGGUUACAGUCGCGACACUGACGGAGUUGUCUACUAUGAGGUGAUUGUGCGUAACAUCACGCACGGCCCACUGUCUGCUUACAAAGUGCGACGACGUUACUCCGAGUUUCGAGACUUGCACGUAGCGCUGAGUAAGGUCAUGCCAGUCUCCCAUAGGAAACUCGCGUCCGUCACGGCCAUGGCCAGUAUCAGGGACGAAAGCAAUAUCGACGAGGACGAGGACGUGUCGGGGAGUCUCCGUUACUCUACUACAGACUGCAGCGAAAGUAAAGAGCCGACACUACCUCCGCUACCAGACAAAGGUGGCGUGUGGAGCUACCUAUUGUUCGACAGCAUUCCACUACUGGAACGACGAGCCAAGUACUUUAAUGCCAUGCUAACAGCUGCACAAGAGCACCCAAUGGCACGUGCUAGUCGACUGCUCAAUGACUUUGUCGGCACACCGCCUGACCUUGUAUCCAUGCACUCGAGCGUCAAGAGCAGUUACGUGAGCUUGAAUCGCUUUGCGGCGCCUAAGUUGAGCUUCGAUAUUGAGAUCCAGGAGAGAAAAGAAAAGGCCAAGAGCAUCCGACGACGCCGCAGCUCUCUUAAACGUCAAAGCUUCACCGGAUCACUUGAUGCCAGCUUUAUCAGCCCGCGUCCGUUGGAGUAA
Molecule: messenger RNA, 1284 nt
Organism: Peronospora farinosa
Lineage: Eukaryota; Oomycota; Peronosporomycetes; Peronosporales; Peronosporaceae
Source: the annotation of a GenBank genome assembly